Letharia columbiana is the source of this 288-nucleotide messenger RNA. RefSeq lists its product as uncharacterized. The transcript has 2 exons. The record is from RefSeq and is a predicted model, not a curated record. Bases 1 to 288 code for a protein of 95 amino acids. NCBI's taxonomy places the organism in Eukaryota, Fungi, Ascomycota, Lecanoromycetes, Lecanorales, Parmeliaceae.
AUGUCUGGCAAAAAGCUCUACGAAGCUCGUUCCCCCUGGAAGCGGGAAAAGAGAACCAUCAUCGGCCUAGCAAAGUUUAUCGCCUCUGCAUCGCACCUUCCUUACUCCAAAGAACAUUACGAGGAUUUCGGGGAAGCCCGCAUUGAGGCCUUCGGCAUCAACAUUUUCGCUCUCUACGAGAACCAUGUCGGCGGUAUGGAGAACGGGCAUUGGUCUCCCUACAACAGGCCAGCAGGGGAGCAGUAUCCAGGACUGUCUGUGAGCGAUAUUUUGACAAAGGCGUUCUAG